This is a messenger RNA of Pundamilia nyererei, 921 nucleotides long. RefSeq names its product RING finger protein 17-like. The record is from RefSeq and is a predicted model, not a curated record. NCBI's taxonomy places the organism in Eukaryota, Metazoa, Chordata, Actinopteri, Cichliformes, Cichlidae. The annotation marks the transcript as partial. The transcript has 6 exons.
GUUUUCCAGUUAGAGUGUCUGAAUGGGAAUUUAGCAUUGUCCUUGAAGAUGGAAGUCAGCGACCCAAAAGACCUGGCUCAGUCCCCACCCAAAAGCUACCAGCCAGGCAGGUUUGGUAGAAAGUCUCACUUGAAACGUCCAGAUGGCAGAAACAGCAGGUGUAUUCCACGCAGUGACAAAAUCCACACCCCACCAAAGCAGCGCCAGCAGAGUCCAAGAGCUAACAGUCCAUCAUCACGAGGCUCCUCUCCAAGCCCAAGAUCUCGUUGCAGGUUCAACCUUUCUCGCCACAGCUCAGCUUCAGACCUUGGAAGCCCAGAUGUGAUUAUUGAGGACUUUUUAGAUGAGGGACAAGCCCUCCCGCCAACUGGGCCUGAACUGGCCAGUGACAAACUAAGAAUUAACAGGAGAAGAAAACAUCAGUUCUCUGCUACUAAGAGAAGUGCAGUCACACAGUGGGUGGUGGUAACCCACAUUGUGAAUCCAAGUCAGUUCUAUGUCCAGUCUGUGGCUGAGAGGAGAGAAAGUGAGAUCCUUUCAGACAAAAUCAACCAACUCUGCAGUGGAGAUGGUUGCAGCUUCACUGUAAAGGACACAGUGGAAACAGAAUCCUUGAUCUGUGUAAAGUGGAACGAGGGCCACUGGUGUCGGGCUAGAGUGGUCGAAGUCUUGCAGAAAGGCUCUUUAGAGCCUGUGAAAACCUGUGCAGUCACCCAGCUGGCUAGUAUCCGAGUUUUCUUCCUUGAUCAUGGACUCACAAAAAGCAUCACCAUAAAUAGCGAAGACGGGGCUACUGAGGCUUCACUGAGUGCUGUGAACAACCAGCUGAGAAAAGUGGGUAGAGCCGUAAAAAAUGACUUGGCUCGCUUUGCCCCAAUGGUCAUCAGAUGUUCACUCAAGGACCUGGUGCCUUAUGAUGUG